GCAUCAAACAUCAAACAUGCUCUCAAAUUUUUUUUAACCAAAUUCUUUUCAUUAUUUAAUUUUUUUUCCUUCUAAGAUCUCUCGGUGGUGAUGGCCUUCGGCCUGAAGGUCAUAAUUCAGCCUCCAGUUUACAAUUGAUAUUGCUUGAGAAGCUUCAGAUCGAACCCGGACGAAGCUCUCCCUGCCGUCGCCGACGCCCAGCCAGUGAUCUGGCUGCUGCAGCUGCUCUGGAAGUUGCGGGCAGUCAACAGCGAGGGUCCCCCUGCGACCCCGAGUUUCCGACGGCAGUCAGCAGCGUGGAUGUUCUGCGACCCGCGAAUUUCCGCCUAGGGGAGAGACCAUUAAGCUCCGUCAAUGCGCCUCCCCAGCGACGGUGGCCCCGAUAAACUCCUGAAGCAGCACUCUCAUGGUCUUCGAUCCAGAAUCUGAAGAGACCCGACCCAAAGCAAUUUCUUCAACGGAUAGUGGUGAGAUCCAAGAUGCGGAUCUGAAUUUGAAAAACAGGGGCCGAGACCAGCCAUUGCUUCUUGCAUCGCCGCCCAAUGCUCCCUUUGAACAACGACCCCCCGCCAGUUCGCCGGAAGUCAAUUGGCAGCAGAUCCCACAGAUCCAGCAUUCUUGGGAAAAAGUUCCCCUCGGGUUCAUUUUCCUGGCGCCGGCAACGGAGGGAAGGCCGACAUGCCAAUCGAACAGAUCUCGUCUGGUAGCUGAUUAGACAUGGACUGAUGUUCUGAAUUCCAGCCCAUAGAUGAGAUAACCCCAGGUCGCCUUUUCAAUUUUCAAGAUGGAAAAUCUGGAAGGUAAUGAUAUCUUCUUUCCUGCCAAGUAUGAGGACGAGAAAAAAAUUUUCACAUCAACAAUUGAAGGUCUACUAUCCUCGGAAGAACCUCCUAGCAAGAGAUUUCGACUAAUAAAAGGGAAGCCACAAGUUAUACAAAAGGGCAGGGUGAAAGAAUCUACCGUUAAAAAGUUUGAUACUAUGAAGCCGGUGUAUCCUGAUGACAUGGAAGUGGUUCCUAUAACCAUUAAGAAGGGCGAAUACAUCGAUGUGAUAUCCUUAUUGUCAUCAAACAAGAGUAGUGAUGCUAAUAGCAACUACCUCCUUCGUAGCAAAAGCUUUGAUCAAGUCCAAGUUGAGAGCCUUAAAGGAAAAUAUGUUUGUCUCUGUUGUUUCGUGGUGCCCGUUGUCCUUGAUGGUUGUCAGGCCUGUUUAGCCCAAAGUUUUUCCCAGUUGUCCCAUGAGCUGUCUAGUAGAAACGACUUUGAGAUGGUCCUGGUUAUUAAGAUGAAGCAACCCUGGAAGGAUGAGAAGGCUGUUUUUGACCACUUCAUGUCAGCUUUUAAUUGCCUUGUAGUUCCAUAUGAACAUGCAUUUCAACGAGACAAAAUAUGCAUGUCUUUAAAACGACUUUCAUUUGGCUUGGGUGGAUUCAUCGUUGAUCCCAAUCAGAAUGUGGUGCAAGAACGCAUUUGGUGCUUGCAUCAUUGCGGUGGUGGUGCAUUUCCAUUCACUGAUGACAAGCUCCUUCUUUACUUCAACAGAAAUUGGGAAAGCAAGUCCAUUGAGGAGCUGUUGUUGGCGAUUCCUCUUCUUUACUUCUUCACAAGGUAAAUGGACAAGCAGAGAAGUUAUGCAUUUCAGCUCUCAAAACAAAGUUUGUUGUGUUAUACUUGUGCGCAAAUGGUUGGGGAGCUGAUAUCCCUUUACUAGAGAAGGUUUGUCAGCAUUGUGAAACUUUAGGGCAUGAGCUUGAGAUUGUGUUUGCAUGUAUACCUUAUCAAGGUUACAACCCGGAGGUAUUCCAAGAGGUUAUAGAAUCUGUUUUGAAGAAGCGCGAACUAUCCUGGUGGAUUUUACCCUUCAACAACACAAUAUGUCAUAGGUUAAACGAGCUAUUUCCUGUUGAGUUAGGAGAUAUGUUUGUAAUUAUUUCACAUGGAGAAUGUGUAGAACCGUAUGGAAAAGAAGUGAUACUAAAUCUAGGGAUCGAUACAUAUCCUUUUACCAGAGAUAGUUUUAUUCGGAAUACUUUUAAGAGAUUGAAUGAGCUCAGCUUGGAGUCCUUACUAGAGAGAUCGACUGGAAAUAUUCAUCGCGGGAAUGAUCCUGAUGCUCACCUUUCUGUGACUUCUCUUCGGGGCAAGAAUGUUCUUCUUUAUGUUGGCAGGGUUGAGAAACGCUUAAUGCAUCUCGCUGAUGUCAAGAAGUGGUAUAAUGAAAUUAAGGAAAAGAUUCCAGAUUUCGAAUUGCUAUUUGUUCCUUUAGACACAUCUAUAUCAAAAGAGGGUGCUGAACGUAUGCUGUCUAUGCCUUGGUUUGUAUGCUCAUCUGAUCCAGCUCUCUCUGAGUUUGUGACUUUGUGGGCGCCACCUUAAUCAUUUCAGAGUACUUUCAGGCGGAGGACCUGUUUGCAUUCGGGCCAAAUGGUAGGAUUUGUUCGAUUGACGUACUUCAUAUCCUAUGUUGGAAGGGGAUAUCUAGUUAUCCAUAUGUUGGGGACCUUGUGGAAGAGAUAUGUAGUAAACUAGCAGAGUCUUUUGACAAUGACUAUCUGUCUGAGAUGGCCUGGGGCAUUCCAAGUCUUCUAAGAAUUGGAAAAUAUGAAGAUCUGAAGAUAUGAAGUUGGCGUGGUUCAAUCUUUUUUCAAGUUUGAUGGCAGAAUCUCUAUUUUGGUGUUCAUCCCCCUGUGAUUGUGCACAUGGCCUAGUGCUAUGCAGAUACUCGCAUCGCAUCUGGGUGACGAAGUAUAUGUGGUUUGCUGAAACCAAGCAUACGAAACUCAUGCAAUUAGGAUGGAAAUAUUCGGGAAUAGCUGUAUCAAGAUCUUCAGGAGUACUUUCUAGUCGAUGACUCAACAACAACGACCGAAUCACCUCCUCCUUCCAGUUCCUUCUAGCCCGACCCUUCCUCCACCCCAACCCAUUAUUGUAAGCAUCUCGUAUCUCCGCAUCGGGGACUCAGUGCUAUGCUGCUUCACAUCACCAAAUCAUCUCAACCUAACCCCAAAACUCUUUCCAUUGUUCAAAACCGACCCUAGAUAAUUAGAUAUACAACAACCCUCUAGGAUUCCAUAAAAGUAGGAUCUUUGGAGGAUUCCAUCUACGUAGACCUUAAUGCUAUUAGAAAGUAGAGAGAUCAUUGCCAAGAGACCUCUUGAGCAAUUUCAAAAUCAUAUAACAUAACAUAAAAGAUCAAAAUGCACACUGAAGACACAGAAAACACUAGGAGACAAAAGACACACGCAACUACAAGCAUAUUAUAAAGAAUUCAUAAUAUUUUCCAAAGAUCAUAUAGCACGCUGAAGGCAAGAGAAACACAAAGAGACAAAACACAUAAACAACUGCAAGCAUAUUCUAAAAAACUCAUAAUAUUCUCCAAAAUUAUAUACUCCCUCCGUCCCUCAUAGAUCUUCUCAAUAGCCCUUUUUUUCUGUCCACAAUAGAUCUUCUCAUUUCAUUUUUUAACAAUUAAAAUAUCAUAACUACCCCUACUUACUUUAUUUAUUACACCUCAUCCACCUCAUUUAAUACACUCCACCCAUAUUUCAUUAAGGGUAUUAUGGUAAACUUUCAUCUUUUUUCAUCUCUCCUUAAAAACCACCAAAAGUCAAAAUGAGAACAUCUUAGGGGGACAGAGGGAGUAAUAUGAUGUCUUGUAACGCCUGUGCUAAACUUAUGUUGUGAUGUUACUGCGUUCAAGUCUUCAAGGUUUAUUAGCUCUUUGUGAAAUCCAUUUGAAGUCUGAGUGAUACGCACUGGUAUGAAAAUUUCCUUUAACAUCCUUUCAUUCUCUUCAUUGAAUCUUGUUAUUCAUGUGGUGACACCAAGUCUUGUAGUAAACUCGUCACGCAAUCCAUAUGCAGGUAGACAAUACAACUCUUCGUCGCCGAUCUCUUUGGUGCUCAACUCUUGAGUGCAAUUCGCUAGUGUAAGAGUUGAACAAGAAAAGAAGCAUGAUAACUUUUAAAGCGAAUGAAUGUGAACGGAAGAAAUGAUAUAAUAAACAAAGAGCGCAAUUACUCAGGUAUAAGAAAAUCUUAUCUAUAUCCAAUAUUUGUGAUUUAAAAGUCAACUCUUUGGCUACACUACAUCUACCGUGAAGAUAGUCUAAUUACACAUGAAAUAACCAUGGACGUGUCAUUCUCUGGUCUAAAAUC
Molecule: messenger RNA, 4157 nt
Organism: Cuscuta campestris
Lineage: Eukaryota; Viridiplantae; Streptophyta; Magnoliopsida; Solanales; Convolvulaceae
Source: the annotation of a GenBank genome assembly